Molecule: messenger RNA, 735 nt
Organism: Oryzias latipes (Japanese medaka)
Lineage: Eukaryota; Metazoa; Chordata; Actinopteri; Beloniformes; Adrianichthyidae
Product: apolipoprotein D-like
Biological process (GO): tissue regeneration; lipid metabolic process; brain development
Cellular component (GO): cytoplasm
Molecular function (GO): lipid binding
Source: RefSeq, a predicted model, not a curated record
CCCUUACAUAAAACAAAGAUGCUGCCUCGGAUCGUCCUUUUAAAGGAGGCGCCGAACGCAGAACUCCACUGCAACCCGGGAACACAGAACAAAAAUGAGAAUGAACUCCAUCCAGAUGUUGGGCCUCACCCUGCUGUGCGCACUGUCCGCCAGCGCUCAGGUCAUCAUGCCAGGCAGAUGCCCGGACGCCGCCGUUCAGGAGAAGUUUGAUGCUGCGGCGUACCUUGGCAAAUGGUACGAGAUCCAGAAACUGCCAAACUCCUUCCAGAAGGGCCAGUGCAGCACGGCUCAGUACAGCCUGCAGAGCCCCGGGGUGGUGGGGGUCCUCAACAGGGAGCUGCUAAACAACGGCACCAUCUACGCCCUCAACGGCACGGCCAAACCCAGCCCCACCGAGCCCGCCAAACUGAUGGUCACCUUCUUUGAGAACAGCCCCCCGUCCCCCUACUGGGUCUUGUCUACAGACUACAACAACUUUGCGCUGGUCUACAGCUGCACCGACCUGGAGCUGAUCCACACGGACUUCGUCUGGAUCCUCAGCAGGACCCCCACCCUGCCUCAGGAGACCCUGGAGAAGCUGCAGAACAUCCUGACCUCCAUUGGAGUCACUGUGGACAAGCUUCUCGCCACCAACCAGGACCUGAAGUACUGCACACCCAUGGGCAAUUAGAGCGCCAGGUGGAGUCUGGGAAUGUUUCUCAUGAGCACCAAAUAAACUUCAGUCCUUGAACGCAG